GAUUACACCCGUAAAUAAAAAUAUUGUACAAGUCAACAUUAACACACAAUGUAAUGAAGGACAACCCAUCAAUUCCGGUCUAGCAAGAUGAAUACAUUAUGAAUCGGAUAUGACGAUCAUCCUGUUCCGUUUCCGGAACGGACUUUAGUGUUCCGUCAUUUGACCAGCAGUAUUCACGGUGACAACAUGACUUCCAAAUUAGAUUGCAGACCCCAUUGCUUGGAGACAGAUUCUGCAGUGUUUUCCAAGCCUACUACGUCGGAACCUGUGCCUUCUAGAUUGGCUCCCGCUGCAAAUUUUGUCUUGUCAACAGGCACACGAGCAACCUCAGGCGAAUUCAUGAAUGCAGGGAGGUCAAUCCAUAACAUCUCUUCACCUUUCCUACUAAACUGGAACGAAUGGAAACACCCAAAAUAUGCCAAUUUUACCGAACGUUAUGCCAGCUUUAGAGAUUGGCCAAAGUUCCUCAAAGGCCCCAACAAGAAGGACUUGGCUAGAGCUGGUUUCAUCUACACCGAAAUUGGAGACAGAGUCACCUGUUUUUCGUGUGGAUUGUCUCUCAAGGACUGGGAACCCUUCGAUGAUUCCUACAAAGAACAUUUUCGUUGGUCAAAGAAUUGUGUUUAUGCUAACAUGGUGUCAGACGGGAAAGACUAUUGAGUUAAAUAUGUUGUAACAUUAUUC
Magallana angulata is the source of this 684-nucleotide messenger RNA. Its product is annotated as E3 ubiquitin-protein ligase XIAP-like. The record is from RefSeq and is a predicted model, not a curated record. Bases 187 to 660 code for a protein of 157 amino acids. Gene Ontology annotation, biological process: regulation of cell cycle. The transcript has a single exon. Lineage: Eukaryota; Metazoa; Mollusca; Bivalvia; Ostreida; Ostreidae. Gene Ontology annotation, cellular component: cytoplasm; nucleus; spindle microtubule.